Messenger RNA from Cyprinus carpio (common carp), 915 nucleotides. RefSeq names its product BET1-like protein. The record is from RefSeq and is a predicted model, not a curated record. Lineage: Eukaryota; Metazoa; Chordata; Actinopteri; Cypriniformes; Cyprinidae. Gene Ontology annotation, cellular component: SNARE complex; Golgi trans cisterna. Gene Ontology annotation, molecular function: SNAP receptor activity. Gene Ontology annotation, biological process: regulation of retrograde vesicle-mediated transport, Golgi to ER; retrograde transport, endosome to Golgi.
AGCGGCUGCGCGACACUGUACGCCGCUUCGCUGUGUUAGCGGUUCGUGAUAAAUGUGUGCUGUUUUACACUUGUCAACAAUUUUACUGAACGCAUAUGUGCUAGCUCUGGUUUAAGACGCUAUUUACAGUUAAAACGAAUAGUUUUCACCGCUGCUCGGCGUUUUUUUCAAGGUUGUUAGCGGAUUAGCGCUUUAAAGAUGGCUGAUCCGUGGAAUCGAGGACAUGGUGCUGUGGAUGACAUGCUGGAUGCUGAAAACAGGCUGAUGGCAGAAAAUCUGGCCAGUAAAGUCUCUAGACUCAAAUCUUUGGCAUAUGACAUUGACAAAGAUGCCGAGGAGCAGAAUAACUACUUGGAUGGCAUGGACUCUAACUUUCUCAGUGCAACUGGCCUGCUGACUGGAAGCGUAAAGAGGUUUUCCACAAUGGUACGAUCCGGCCGGGACAACAGAAAGAUCUUGUGUUACGUGUCUGCCGGUUUGGUUGUGGCCUUCUUCAUUCUGUACUAUCUAGUGUCACGGAUCCAGAACUAAUGGGUCAUUUGCUCAUGUUUCAGAACAGGUUUCUCAGUUCUAUGAGAAUUUUUUGGGAUGCUCUGUUUGAUCCUUUUACGAGGUGAUUUCAGUGAAGUGAACAGCAAAUGACAUUCCAUGACUAUAAAAGAGGAACGACUGCGGUUUGAGGAUGGUUGAUCACAUUAAACUUUAAGCAAGCGCUUUGUUUACACUAUCAAAAGUGGUCUAUUCAGUGUAUAUUUUUAUUCAUAAUCGAAAGUAACAUACCAUGGACCAAUUCAAAUUAAUUAAAAACAUAUUUUUUCAAUUUCCAUGCUUUAUAUUUUUAUCAUUGUAGAUUAUGUACGAAAAUUAAACUAAUGCUUUUUGAUAUUUAUAUACAUUAAAAUGAUUUUAAAUGCU